AUGGCCGACGCUCUAGAUGAGGCCGAGUCCUUCAUUCAUGCCACUGAAAUCUGCUCCGUCCCUAAAGAGUCUAAGGGAACAGAGACCACUGACCAUCCGCAGCGAAAGGACAAAUCGGAUAAAAAGACCAGCCGUCCGAAUGGGACAUGGGCCAUUGAAAAGAAAGGUUAUCAUACAACUCAGUCUCAAGGACUGAAGAGAGGACGUCCCUAUGAUAAAGAAAGAUUCGAGUACAACACUGACUUGUACACAAUACUGCUGGAUGUCAGUGAUAGAUAUGAGAUUGAUCGUCCGUUCCCCAUGAAGUCGCCGGUGGAAACUAGGGACAACUCUCUUUACUGUAAGUUCCACUGUGAUGUAGGACACGAAACAAAAGAUUGCAAGAGUUUGCGGAGGGCUCUUGAUGGGUUAGCCGCCAAGGGAUUCUUGAAGUCAUAUCUUAGUUCAAGUGCAGGAGGAAGUGGUAAGAAAUUCUACAAGAAAAGCAAGUCACCGUCAUACCGCCGUGACGACAAUGAUACUGAUCCAGAAAUUGUGGCCGUCAUUUCUGGGGGUCUGGCCGCUGGUGGCCCAACAAUGAGAGGUCAAAAGGACUAUGCAAGCCGAUUGGGGCAGGUCAUGUUGUCUGGAAAAGCCCCAAUGGACCACUUCCCUAAAGUGGAGAUUUGUGAAUCAGACAGGGGCAAGAUCGCCACUCCACACGACGAUCCCCUGGUUAUUGAAUUGAAGGUAGCAAACCUCAAAGUAAGGCGUAUAUUAGUAGAUACGGGGAGUUCGUCUGACAUUAUCAGCACAUCUUGUCUAAAUCGUCUUGAACAUGACCCCAAGACCAUUGAAAAGAUACAUUACCCGAUCAUUGGAUUCGGAGGCGGCAUAAUUCAUCCCCAAGGGAUAAUCACUUUGCCCCUACGAGUGGGAGGUCGGCAUCAGAGCAAGAACCUGAACGUCCGAUUUCUGAUUGUGAAAGACCUCACAGCCUAUAAUAUCAUAUUGGGGCGUCCAACUUUAAACCAGGCCAAAGCGGUGGUCGUCACUCAUCUUAUGCUUAUGAAAUAUGUUUGCGAUAAAGGCCAGGUCGGCACUAUUCAUGGUGAUCAACAGCUAGCAAGAGACUGUUAUCUCACUAUGCUAAGCCCCGAGGCUUGGGGAAAAAUUGACGAAGCACGAACAAGCUCUAAAAAAAAGCUAGAUGAGAUAGAGGAGAAAGUCAAGAAAGAAACCUUCACCAUUGCCACGGCGCACAUGGAAGCCAGACGACCUGAGCCGGUUGGUGGACAUUAUGAAGUCAUCCUCGAUGAAACACGUCCAGAUAGGACGGUGCCAGUAGGGGUCUCUCCUGACGACCAGCUUGGGGCACAUUUGGUCACUCUCCUGAGAGAAUUCCAGGACAUUUUUGCUUUUGCUGUGGAAGAAAUGCCGGGCAUCGAUCCAAGCAUAGCCGUCCACAAACUCAAUGUAGACGAGUCUUUAAAACAUGUUCGUCAGAAGAAGAGAAAUCACGGGGAAGCAAGAAACAAAGCCGCAGCUGAAGAAGUUCAGAAGUUGUUAGAGGCUGGGUUCAUUCGGCCAAGUCAAUAUCCAGAUUGGGUGGCAAAUGUAGUGCUGGUACCAAAACCCAACAAAUCCUGGAGAAUGUGUGUGGAUUAUACAGAUUUAAACAAGGCUUGCCCAAAAGACAGCUUCCCUUUGCCCAAGCUGGACCGGCUGGUAGAUUCAACGGCAGGUCAUGCUUUGAUGUCCUUCAUGGAUGCAUACUCGGGCUUUCACCAAAUUCCCUUGUGGCCAGAUGAUCAAGAGAAAACAUCAUUUGUUACUGAGCAAGGCCUGUACUGUUACAAAGUGAUGCCGUUUGGCUUAAAGAAUGCGCCGGCCACAUUUCAACGUCUGGUCAACACUGUCUUCUCUGGUCAGUUAGGGCGCAAUAUCGAAGCCUACAUUGAUGAUAUGAUAGUAAAAAGCAAGCAACGUGAAGAACACUUGGCUGACCUACGAGAAACUUUUGAAACGCUCCGAAAAUACCAGAUGAGGUUGAAUCCAAAGAAGUGUGUUUUUGGGGUGACGGCUGGAAAGUUCUUGGGAUUCCUCAUUGAUGAAAGGGGAAUCGAGGCCAAUCCUGAUAAAGUACAAGCAGUAAUAGACAUGACGUCGCCAAAAUCAGUCAAGGAAGUCCAACGCCUGACGGGAUGUCUAGCAGCCUUGGGGUGGUUCUUAUCAACGGCAGGGGAAACUUUGUAUGUAUAUUUGGCCAUUCCCGAGUGGUCCUUGAGUGCUGUCUUGCUGACUGAAAGGGAAGGAGUGCAACUCCCCGUCUAUUUUGUGAGCCAUGUCCUGCAAAACGCUGAAUUAAGAUAUUCUCCAAUUGAGAAGUUCGCACUUGCGCUGUUUAUGGCCAGCAAGAAGCUGCGCCCUUAUUUUCUGGCACACAAACUAGUGGUAUACACAGACCAGCCUUUGAAACAACCUCUUACUAAGCUAGACGCUGCCGGACGAAUGCUGAAAUGGGCAAUUGAGCUAAAUGCAUUUGAUAUCUCAUAUGAGCCUCGAAAAGCUAUCAAGGGACAAGCAUUUGCUGAUUUCAUUGCAGAGAUGACGAGGCCAAAUUUUGAAAAGAAUGUGACGACUCGCUGGACAGUCUAUGUAGAUGGCUCGUCAACCCAGAACGGGUGUGGAGCCGGCAUAAUAUGUCAGUCUCCUGAAGGAGACAAUUAUGAGUAUGCCAUGAGAUUCAAAUUCCAAACUUCCAACAAUGAAGCAGAAUAUGAGGCUUUAUUAGCCGGUAUAAAAAUGUGCAAAGCCGCUGGAGCUCAAGAGAUACUUGCCUUCUCCGACUCUCAGCUCAUUGUGAGCCAAGUAAAUGGGGACUAUGAGGCAAGGGACCCUAACAUGAUCAAAUAUAUGCAAGUUGUGCAUCAAGAAGUAGAACAUCUAAAGAGCUUCGAAGCUAAGUAG
Molecule: messenger RNA, 2949 nt
Organism: Spinacia oleracea (spinach)
Lineage: Eukaryota; Viridiplantae; Streptophyta; Magnoliopsida; Caryophyllales; Amaranthaceae
Exons: 2
Coding region: 1-2949 (982 amino acids)
Molecular function (GO): RNA-DNA hybrid ribonuclease activity; nucleic acid binding
Source: RefSeq, a predicted model, not a curated record